AACAACAAUGGCCUCUCUUCUAGGCCCACCUGAACUCUACAACCCUGACCCCGUUGUAGACCAAAUUGUAGCCAAUCUCAACGGCUUGUCAUUCAAACAGGUUCUCCAAAAGAGUUUAACUGAGAAACUUGACUCAUACAAACCAAAACCAAAACAACCCCGAAUGGGAUUCACAGAGAACAACUCCCCUACAUUCCUCUCCUCUGGGAACCCUUGUCUCGACUUCUUCUUCCAUGUUGUUCCAGAUACUCCCCCUCAAACCCUCAUACAGCGCCUCCAACUUGCAUGGUCACACAACCCCCUCACCACCCUCAAACUCGUCUGCAACCUCCGUGGCGUCCGCGGCACCGGCAAGUCCAACCGUGAAGGCUUCUACGCCGCUGCACUAUGGCUCCACCGCCACCACCCCAAAACCCUAGCCUCCAACGUCCCUCUCCUCGCUGAGUUUGGCUACUUCAAAGAUCUCCCUGAGAUUCUCUACCGUCUCCUUGAAGGUUCCGAAGUCCGCAAAAUCCAGAAGGAAGAGUGGAAGCAAAGGAAGGGAGGCUCCUCCCGCAUCUGCAACAGAAGAACAAGAACAAGAAGAACAUGGAGAAGAAGAACAAGAAGAGUAUCGAGGCUUUGGUUUGCUAAGGCUGAGAAGGAGAGUGCUCAUGCUGCAAGGGAAGAGAAGAAGGUUGCCAUGGCCAAGAAGCUUCUUCAACGUUACAACACUGACCCUGAUUUCCGAUCCCUUCACGAUAGCGUCUCUGAUCACUUUGCUGAGUGCCUGAAGAAAGAUAUGGAGUUUUUGAAUUCUGGGUCAGUCACAAAAAUCAGUCUUGCUGCCAAGUGGUGCCCCUCUGUUGACUCUUCCUUUGAUCGGUCAACGCUGCUGUGUGAGAGUGUGGCGAAGAGGCUGUUCCCUCGGGAGCAGUAUGAGGGGGUGGAGGAGGCGCAUUAUGCUUAUAGGGUUCGUGAUCGGUUGAGGAAGGAGGUGUUGGUGCCAUUGAGGAAGGCGCUGGAGUUGCCUGAGGUGUAUAUUGGUGUUAAUAGAUGGGACUCGCUUCCUUACAACAGGGUUGCGUCUGUGGCUAUGAAGUUUUACAAGGAGAAGUUUCUGAAGCAUGAUAAGGAGAGGUUUGAGAAGUACUUGGAGGAUGUGAAGUCAGGGAAGACCACUAUUGCAGCUGGUGCUUUGCUUCCCCAUGAGAUUAUAGAGUCAUUGAGGGAUCGUUGUGGUGGGGAGGUGGCUGAGCUGCAGUGGAAGAGAAUGGUGGAUGACUUGCUCAAGAAAGGGAAGUUGAAGAAUUGUAUUGCUGUGUGUGAUGUGUCUAUGAGUAUGAAUGGGAUCCCCAUGGAGGUGUCUGUGGCAUUGGGGUUGUUGGUGUCUGAAUUGAGUGUGGAGCCAUGGAAGGGGAAGGUUAUUACUUUCAGUGAAAAUCCUCAGCUUCAUUUGAUUAAAGGGGAUGAUCUUUACUCCAAGACAAGGUUUGUGAGGAACAUGGACUGGGGGUAUAACACUAAUUUCCAGAAGGUGUUUGAUCUCAUAUUGGAGGUAGCUGUGAAUGGGAAUCUGAAGGAGGAUCAGAUGAUUAAGAGGAUAAUUGUAUUCAGUGAUAUGGAGUUUGAUCAAGCUUCAGCAAACUCUUGGGAGACUGAUUACCAAGUAAUCACUAGGAAUUACAAUGAGAAAGGGUAUGGUUCUGCAGUGCCUCAGAUAGUUUUUUGGAAUCUUAGAGACUCGAAGGCUACCCCAGUCCCAGCAACUCAGAAAGGAGUGGCUCUGGUAAGUGGGUUUUCAAAGAACCUGCUGACAUUGUUCUUGGACAAUGAAGGGGAUAUAAGCCCUGAAGCAGCCAUGGAAGCUGCCAUUUCUGGUCCAGAAUAUCAGAAACUAGUUGUGCUGGAUUAGUUUUAAUUUCUUUUUGUAGUGAGAGCUUUAUUGAAUGAAACAUCAAUAUUAAA
Messenger RNA from Lotus japonicus, 1947 nucleotides. RefSeq lists its product as uncharacterized. The transcript has 3 exons. The record is from RefSeq and is a predicted model, not a curated record. Lineage: Eukaryota; Viridiplantae; Streptophyta; Magnoliopsida; Fabales; Fabaceae. Bases 8 to 1894 code for a protein of 628 amino acids.